Molecule: messenger RNA, 4898 nt
Organism: Rhopilema esculentum
Lineage: Eukaryota; Metazoa; Cnidaria; Scyphozoa; Rhizostomeae; Rhizostomatidae
Biological process (GO): protein deubiquitination
Cellular component (GO): nucleus; cytosol
Molecular function (GO): cysteine-type deubiquitinase activity
Source: RefSeq, a predicted model, not a curated record
GUUUCAUUUGCUUGGAAAGUGAGGCUGGAAAGCAUGUUGUUCGAAGCAAUUUUCAGAGAGCACUUGUAACCGAAGGAAAUAUUAGUUAUGGCAAUGUUAAAAGGUGGCAAUGAACUCUUUGCAAACAUUGAUGAUAAGAUAUCCUCUUCUACAAAGAAGGUAUUGAUGCAAACUAUUGAGUUCAAAGAAGCACAAGAUGCAGAUAAUGAAACUUCAAAAAUUUACUCCAAGUAUAAGCCAAUCAAUGCUGCUUACAGUUUCAAAAAAGCUGAUAAUGUCAGUCAAGUUCAGCGGCAAUUGUCAAAUGAUAAAGAAAAUUCUUUCUGCCCACCAAAAGUUAUCUUGUAUCCUCCAGAGAAGAUUGAAAUGAGUUGGAAAGAAACAAGGAGAAUUGGACCAGGUUUUGCGAAUCUGGGAAAUACAUGCUUUUUGAAUUCUGUUUUGCAAGUACUUACAUACACAGCUCCUCUUGUGAAUUUUGUAAACUCAGAUGCUCAUAGAAAUACAUGUGUAUCUGUUGGCUUUUGCAUGUUGUGUGAAUUCAGAAAUCAUGUGUUGAGAGUAGCAAAGCAUCAUCCACAAAAUGGACCCAUAAGGCCAAUGACUAUUAUUCAAAGGCUUUCUUGUAUAAGCAAAAAUUUUAAGUUUGGCAGACAAGAAGAUGCACAUGAGUUCUUGCGAUAUGUGAUUGAAGCUUUAAGAAAAAGUUGUCUUGUUGGCAAAUCAAACCUUGAUCGUUUAUCAAAAGAAACAACUGCAAUAAAUCAAAUAUUUGGAGGGUUUUUCAGAAGUCAAGUGACUUGUUUAUCUUGUAAAAAGACAUCAAGCACAUAUGAUCCAAUGAUGGAGCUGAAUUUAGACAUCAAGGAAGCUAGCUCAAUUGUUGGUGCUAUGAAGAAGACUAUUAGCACUGAAAAGUUGGAUGGAGAAAAUAAGUAUAUGUGUGAAAAAUGCAAUCGGAAGACACCAGCAUUGAAAAGAUGCAAUAUUCACGUAGCGCCAAAAGUACUGACUCUUCAAUUAAAAAGAUUCGAUUUUCAAAGGCUGUUUGGCGGCAAAAUUUCAAAAGAAGUUCAUUUUCCGGAAACACUUGAUUUGAGUUCUUUUAUGAGCACAAAAUCGGAAACACAGGUUAUGUACAAACUCUUUGCGGUACUGGUGCACUCUGGGAUAUCCUGUAAUUCUGGGCAUUACUAUUGUUACGUAAAAGCUCCAAAUGGUACGUGGUAUGAGAUGAACGAUAGUCGGGUUUCUCAAGUGGGACUACAAACUGUACUCCGUGCACAGGCGUACCUCUUGUUUUAUGCAAUAAGUGGACAACAACAAAGCAAGGCUGUUAGGCGUGAAAUAUCCAGCGUUAAGAGUGCCUAUCUCAACGGACAAGCAGCUUCUAGUCCAGCGCAAAAGAAGAUCCCCUCGAUUCCUAAAGACAUAGGUAUAUCGAUUUCAAGAACAGAGCCUCGCAUUGUUCCACUAGCUGCGAAUCGAGACAAGGUCAAUUUUUCUUUCACGAAAGACAAUGUAAAAGAAAGUAAAAAAUCUCCGGCUGCGUAUCUAUCGCAGCUUAACAAAAAGGAGGAAAAAUCGGAAAAGAAACCUCCUACUGUUUCUCGGUCAAGUUUAGAAGCAAUUAGAAAAGGGUACGACAGUAGUGGCUCGGAUGGUGAUGUUUCUGGUCCUGGAGAAAGAAAGGGUAAACAACUAGAACAAGAAGUGAAAGAUAAAGAAACUAAUAAAAAGGAAGCUAAGAAAGUUGAGCCCACGUCUGUGGCUGCUAAGGAACGCGAAAACGUUGGCACAUUUGAGAGAAAAGGUUCAACUAAAGAGGACAAAAGGGCCACCACUGUAGAGGUGAAGAAAACGGAUAAGGAAGCGAAUGAUGUUAAUGUUUCCAGUACUCCAUUGAAAGAAGCUGAGAAAUCAUUAAUUGACAGACAAACAGUUCUAGAAAGUCCGCAAGAUUUGAUUUCUCCGCCGAAGUCAGCAAACACAGAAAUCCUGCAUCCGAAACGAAAGUUGAAGCUACACUCCGGAACGCCUCUGAGUGCUAAAUUGGGUCGAUGGAUGCCAGUGACAACAUUGAGCAGCAGUUUUACGCCAAGGGCAGUGCUGCAUCGUAGCUUGUCUGAUUCCCGUGCAUUUGAAAAAUGCAAACCAACCGCACGAGAAAUGAGGCAAAAUUCUGUUCAAGAACCAAUCAUGUCACCUACAGGACACGAUAAAUCUGAAAAGUCUAAUCGAUGGAACGUUGAAAUUAAAGCGACACCUCAGAUUCACUAUGGCCCAAUGACCCCACCCGUCAAACCCCUCAAAUCUGAUGAUCUUCUGAGAGAGAGGACAUGCUCUGUGACGUCAGAGACCGGAUCAAUAUCGACCAAGACAGGUGAAUGGGACGUCCAUGAAAAAGAUUUGGAGGAAGGCUGCGCACCCCCUUAUAUUCCAGAGCGACACUUUGCUGGUUGGAGUGUUGAAAAGACAAAUGGAAAAAGAAUCGACAAGGAACACCUAAGAAAUGAAAAUGCAACUCCGGCAUCGAAAAAGACGCUUACAGACAAGUUUGCUGACAAAAGCGAGAAUAAAUUUAAAAAUCGAUCUAAAACGUGCGGUAAUGAGGAAAACGAAAAUGAUAUACCGAGUGGCAGUGACAAUAUUUUUGACGAAAAGUCACAGAGGGGAGGAAAGAAAUCAAAAAAGAGAAAGCACGAGAUAAAGUCGAAAGAUGAUGACGAAACAGGAGCUAGUAGUAAACGCAUGAAAAGGAGACACAGCGAAGAGGGUGAUUCCGAUAGCUACAAACGAAAGCACAGUUCAAAGAAAGCGAAAAAGAAAAAGAAACACCGGCACAAGGAUAGCAAUGAAGAGGAGAGUGACAGGCAGCUGGGUAAAGAUAAAGCUGAAGUUGACGGGGGUUUAAGGGAAGACAGAACUUCUGAUAAGAAACAUCGGAAAUCAAUUGAAGAAUCUGAUCGCUCGUUCAAAGACACGCCAUCUCACUCUAAGUCGAAGAAAGACAGACUAAACUCAGAGGGGAAUGAAGACUUGAGUGAUGAGAAUUCGGAAGAGAAUCGUUCUAAAAAGAAAAAGAGGAAGAAGAGGAAGAAGAAUAAAAAAGGUCACAAAGAAGAAAGCUUCAGUCAAAGUAGAAAUUCGUCGCACAAAACGUCAAUUGAAAAAGACAAAGAAGGUGAAGAUUCAAAAUAUGCUGCUGUGAAGACACCAAGGAGAAUUUCAUUUACUACCAUCAUUGAAAAAGAUGCUCAUUCAAGUAACGGGAAAAAGAAAGAAAAGAAGAAAAGUUCCUCAGGUGAAAGAGAAGAGAGAAAUGGUGGUCUUGAAAAACCUGCGAAAAGCGGCUCGAUUCAAAAAGUGCAGUCCGAUGCACCUGCAAAGAACUGGGAUGAGGCUCCAAAGAAAGCUACCUCUUGGAACGGAUCUAAUGACAAUGCAGUGCUGCACACUCUUUUAUCGAAGAAUUCUCAAGUUGAAACCUGGGAUAAUGAAUCAAGUCAGACAAUGAAAUUUGAAGUGGAAGAUAGCUCGAAAAAAAGACGAGAUCGUUGGGAUGAUGAUUACGAUCAGGGCAAAGUAAAAAAAGCGAAAAAGCACCACAGUCAGGGCCAUUCAAAACAGAAAUCAAAUCUUUUCCAAAGGCUGCAAAAUCGACGCAAUGUGGACAAGAACACAGAUAGAUGAAUCGUGGUGUGUGAAACACAGAAUGAAAUGCACAUUGGAAUAUAGUUUCUUGGUGAAAACUCGUACUUGUUGAGUUUCGUUUAUGGCCAAGAUAUUUUUACUGCGUGCACCAGCAAAGACGCGACUCAUUGCAAUUUUCCUUUGGCUGGAGACCCAUCUAUAGGUAAACCAAAAACCUAUUGUGAAUCAUGCAUUGCGGCAACCAAGGCGGAUUGAUGCGAUUUCACUGCCACCGCCGUUCUACCUGAUCGAUCAGCGUUGUAUAAUUGCAAACUUGUUCAUAUGAGUGACUAAUAGUAGUCUAACGCAACAAAAGUUCCCCUUCUUUUGUAUCUUCUGUGUCAAAUCCAAAUAAACAACUUGAUUUUAAUCUGAAGAUGGUAUCUUUCAAGCUUAACAGGUUUUAAUGUAGAAAUGAAGGUAUUCUUUUAUCUGCUGUAAAUAUGCUAAAAAUAUGUUGUAAUCCAACUAUACCGUCCAUUAUUGAUAUUUUUUCCUGGGCAUUGUCCAUAUUGAUUUGCUUUCGUGUUCAUUUUUAAUUGUGUCAUUUUUUAAAGAUUGAUGUGUCAUUUGAAAUUGAAAUUGAAUGUUACCAAUGAUCUAUCUAUAUCACUGUAUCAUUGAACUGAAUAGCACAAAUGACAAUAUAGGUUUUUAACUAAACCAAAAGCAUACGGAGGUUUCAUUAGGGAAAAUUGGUAUAUUUUAGGUGGGGGCAGUGCCUCUCUUGUGCCUUUAAUUUUAGAUUGCAGGGAAUAUCGGUGCUAUAUAGUUUUCUUUUUGCAACCUUACCGGUAUGCGGAACCUUACGGCGUGAACGAUUUGUAUUCUCAAAGUAACUGGGUUAAACUGGUCCUCGUUGUUAACACGACGCUUUCUGCGAACACGACGCUACUGAGUUUAUAAAGCCUGUAGUUUAACGGCUUAAGAAUUAAUAGCGUCGGAAACCUUUAUUUUUUAAGAAAAAACAAGCCCCAUUGAAAAAUGAAGCGACCAUGAUUGUGAGUCGUAUUUAUAAAAUUUAGCUGUACAUAAGUAGGCCAAACUAGCACAUAUUGUCCUCAAAGGACGCUACAAUCAGAACCUGUUAUCUGCAAGGAUCAGUUAAGGAAGCAGAAACUGAUGUAUACAUCUAGCUUCGUUGUAAUUUAAUGAUAUAUGUAUGUAUUUAAGUGUCUUUCAAAAAAACCUGAAAUUUUGUUUGA